AUGUCUUAUAAUCGCUUUUACUCAAAUUACCAAGGGGGCAAUGUUACAUUCCAUGACUUCCGAUACCCUCCACCAGUUUACCCUAUGCCCGUCACCAAAGAAAUAUCUGACGAAGAGUUUAUUAAGAAUUUUAAAUCACUCAUCCCACAAGCUCCGACAAGACAAAAAUUAUCAGCCACCAAAAUAUAUCAAAUAAAAGAAGAAUUGAAAUCAUUAGUUUCUUUAUACAAUGAAAUUCAGGAAGAAGAGAAGAAGUUGUCAGAAAGAAUAACAGAAAUGACUGAUAAUGAGUGGGAUUCUGCAUUUAAUAGUAUAAUUAAUAAAAAGAAUGAAAUUAAAUCCCACAUUACGGCAUUAUAUAGUUCUCAGCUUGAUUUAGGAAAGAAACUUAUAGCCAAGAGGUUAACAAAACGACUUCGCUUAAAGAGACUCAAGAAGGAAAGACAAAAGGAAAAGGAAGAAUUAAAGAAAGAAUUAGCAGAGAAAUCUAGAAAGAUUGAUGAGAACUUACAGAAAAUUCAAGAUGAUAUCCAGAGAGCAAAACAGGCUGAAGAAGACAAAUUACAGGCUGAUGCAGUGUUACAAGAAACACUGAGGAAAAAACUGGAUGCUAGAAGAAGUAUUAUGAAGUUAGAAGCUCUUGUUAAACUACGACAAGCGAGACUUAACACUGCCAAGGGAAUGGGAAAAACUGUCUCAGAAGCUGAAACAACACAGUUUCUGGAUAAUAUUGAUAAACUCAGGAAAUUGUGGGAAUAUAAAGCAAUAAUAUAUCAAAAAGAAGAGAAGGAUCUACGAGAUAAAUUGGAACAGAACUUUAAACAGAAUGUUAAUGUGUGUAAAUCAGAUGUUGUGGACAAUAUAAUGAAAUGGAAGGUGACUAUGUUUGGUGACGAUGUGCAACCGCAAGUUGAUUACAACGGAAAUGUUGAAUGGUUCAUAGCUGUUAGACGUUCAUGGGAUCGCUACAUUGACAACGGCCCUGAUGCCACUCCGAUACCGCUGGGCUGGCUCACACCCCAAUAA
Molecule: messenger RNA, 1026 nt
Organism: Danaus chrysippus (African queen)
Lineage: Eukaryota; Metazoa; Arthropoda; Insecta; Lepidoptera; Nymphalidae
Source: the annotation of a GenBank genome assembly